AUGAUAAUGAAGAACAUAGGCCCAGAGAGGGUCCAUUAUCUGCCCAAGUCACACACUCUGAAGGGCUGCUAUGUCUGGCAGUCUUGGCUGGGCUUGGAGAAAGAAAAAGCCUUCUGCAGCAGCAAGAAGUCCUGGAUGCUGAUCAGAGCCCCGGAGUUGAUAAGCACCCCCAUGGAGGUCAAAGGCACACGCCAGGGCCCGGGGGCAGCAUCCAGACGCACCACCCUGGCUCUGGGAGAGAUAACAGGGGAGGCAGGAACCCAGAGAGAGAUGGGGCAGUCACAGCAUCCCCAGCACCGCAUCCCCCAGCACCGCAUCCCCCAGCACAGCAUCCCCCAGCACAGCAUCCCCAGCACCGCAUCCCCCAGCACAGCAUCCCCCAGCACAGCAUCCCCAGCACCGCAUCCCCCAGCACCGCAUCCCCCAGCACCGCAUCCCCAGCACCACAUCCCCCAGCACCGCAUCCCCCAGCACCGCAUCCCCAGCACCACAUCCCCCAGCACAGCAUCCCCCAGCACAGCAUCCCCAGCACAGCAUCCCCAGCAGAGCAUCCCCCAGCACCGCAUCCCCAGCACCACAUCCCCCAGCACAGCAUCCCCCAGCACCGCAUCCCCAGCACAGCAUCCCCCAGCACCGCAUCCCCAGCACCACAUCCCCCAGCACCGCAUCCCCCAGCACAGCAUCCCCAGCACAGCAUCCCCCAGCACCGCACCCCCCAGCUCAGCAUCCCCCAGCACAGCAUCCCCCUGCACAGCAUCCCCCAGCACAACAUCCCCCAGCACUGGGCAAACAGGGAGCCUGGCAGGCAGGGCCCUCAGAAUGCAGUGUGGCCAGCCUUGUCAUGGUUGA
Molecule: messenger RNA, 849 nt
Organism: Rhinolophus ferrumequinum (greater horseshoe bat)
Lineage: Eukaryota; Metazoa; Chordata; Mammalia; Chiroptera; Rhinolophidae
Product: vegetative cell wall protein gp1-like
Exons: 5
Coding region: 1-849 (282 amino acids)
Source: RefSeq, a predicted model, not a curated record